This is a messenger RNA of Emys orbicularis (European pond turtle), 2813 nucleotides long. RefSeq names its product GRAM domain containing 1B (gene GRAMD1B). NCBI's taxonomy places the organism in Eukaryota, Metazoa, Chordata, Testudines, Emydidae. Gene Ontology annotation, biological process: intracellular sterol transport. The coding region runs from base 159 to 2813 and encodes 884 amino acids. Gene Ontology annotation, molecular function: cholesterol binding; cholesterol transfer activity. The record is from RefSeq and is a predicted model, not a curated record. Gene Ontology annotation, cellular component: endoplasmic reticulum membrane; endoplasmic reticulum-plasma membrane contact site; plasma membrane. The transcript has 22 exons.
AAUGAAAGUACCGAGAAACAUGAGAUUUCUUUCUGGAGGGGUGGGAACAUGCUGAACUGGGGAGGAGUGGAGAAGGGCAGCUUUUAGCUUGUGGUUUGGUUUAUAGUGAGAUCCGAGAGAUAGCGCAGAGGUGGGAGGGGAAGGUGAAAGGGGAUCUGAUGCCUGCUGCCAAUAUGACAGAGACCCUCCAGCUCCCGGCAUUGCAGGUCCCAGAGCAACAGGUGCCAGAGUGCAGCCGGGCCUGGUCCAGUUCGUCCACCCCCACCCUGCGCAGGAGGCGCUUCAAGAUGAGACGGAUGAAGAACGUGCAAGAGCAGAGCCUGGAGGCCGGCGGGUACCAGGACUCUCCUUCCCCCAACAAAGAGUUCCUGCAACUCCCAUCCAUAGAAAUCACCCCAUCCAGUGACGAGGACACCCCAUGGUCAAACUGCUCUACACCCAGCGCCUCCCCACGGCGCAAGCGCGUCCUGCUGCGGAAGUGGCUGCGCGUGAGAGAGAAGAAGGAAUACAGUGAAAGCAGCAGCCAGCAGAGUAGCCAGCAAAGCAGCCAUGAUGACGAUUCGUCCCGAUUCCUGAGUCCCCGAAUGCGUGACGAAAGCACUGCCAGUAACUCGAACCGCAGCACGCCUGCCUGCUCCCCCAUCCUGCGCAAACGUUCCCGGUCUCCAACCCCACAGGACUCCCAAGGAGACGCCAUGGUGGAGAAAGGCUCAGACCACUCUUCAGACAAAUCCCCUUCCACUCCGGAGCAGUGUGUGCAGCGCAGCUAUUCUGCUCAGUCGGGCCGCAGUGGGGCCAAGAACUCCAAGAAAAGCCAGAGUUGGUAUAAUCAUGAGAGACAGCACAUCCGGAGAGUGUUGAGUCCGACGUAUAAACAGCGUAACGAAGACUUCAGGAAACUCUUCAAACAGCUUCCCGACACCGAGCGCCUCAUAGUCGAUUACUCAUGUGCGCUUCAAAGAGACAUUCUCCUGCAGGGCCGCCUCUACCUCUCCGAAAACUGGAUCUGCUUCUACAGCAACAUCUUCCGCUGGGAAACACUGCUGACAGUCCGUUUGAAGGAUAUCUGCUCCAUGACCAAGGAAAAAACUGCACGGCUCAUUCCUAACGCCAUCCAAGUUUGCACUGACACUGAAAAGCACUUUUUCACUUCCUUCGGUGCUCGAGAUAGGACGUACAUGAUGAUGUUCAGACUCUGGCAGAAUGCUCUCCUCGAAAAGCCCCUGUGUCCAAAGGAGCUCUGGCACUUCGUCCACCAAUGUUACGGGAAUGAACUGGGGCUGACGAGCGAUGAUGAAGACUACGUGCCUCCUGAUGAUGAUUACAACACUAUGGGCUACUGCGAGGAGAUCCCUGUAGAAGAAAAUGAAGUGAAUGACAGCUCCUCCAAGAGCAGCAUGGAGGCCAAACCUGAAGCUAGUCCUCUGCUGCCCAAGAAGUCCAUCACCGCCAGCACGUUGACGUCCACAGGGAGCAGUGAAGCGCCAACUUCAUUUGACGGGAUGCUUCUGGAGGAGGAGGAUUUGAUGGAGAGUCCCCUUGAGAAGGAACUCACCCUUGAAAACAUCAUUGGAGACAAGAUCGAGAUCAUCGCCCCAGUGAACUCCCCUUCCCUGGACUUCAACGACAACGAGGACAUUCCAACGGAGCUCAGCGACUCGUCGGAGACCCAUGAUGAAGGGGAAGUUCAGGCCUUUUACGAGGAUCUGAAUGGCCGGCAGUACAUGAAUGAGGUGUUCAGUUUCAGCGUGGACAAACUGUAUGACCUGCUUUUCACUGACUCCCAGUUCCAGAGGGAUUUCAUGGAACAGCGUCGGUUCUCCGAGAUUAUCUUUCAUCCAUGGAAGAAGGAAGAAAAUGGCAAUCAGAGCAGAGCAAUCCUGUACACGAUCACCCUCACCAACCCUCUCGCCCCGAAAACUGCUACUGUCACUGAGACUCAGACAAUGUACAAAGCCAGCCAAGAAAGCGAGUGCUACGUGAUAGACGCAGAGGUGCUAACUCACGACGUCCCCUACCAUGAUUAUUUCUACACCAUUAACCGCUACACGUUGACUCGUGUCGCCAGAAACAAAAGCCGACUCAGGGUUUCUACAGAGCUACGUUACAGGAAGCAGCCGUGGGGGCUUGUGAAAUCCUUCAUCGAGAAAAACUUCUGGAGUGGCCUAGAAGAUUAUUUCCGUCAUUUAGAGAGCGAACUGACCAAAACCGAGAGCAUGUACCUAGCGGAGAUCCACAGACAAUCCCCCAAAGAGAAGAUGAGCAAGCAAUCCACAUUGCGCCGAAGGAAACGGCCCCACGCCCACCUGCGGGUGCCACACCUGGAGGAGGUGCUGAGUCCUGUCACCACCCCCACAGAUGAGGAGGUUGUGCAUCGCAUCAAGCACGUGGCAGGUUCCACGCAGACGCGGCAUGUCCCUGAGGACAGUCCCAGUGGCUUCCAUCUGCAGAGCGUCUCCAAGCUGCUGGUCGUUAUCAGCUGUGUGAUUUGUUUCAGUCUGGUGCUGUUGGUAAUUCUCAAUAUGAUGCUGUUCUACAAACUUUGGAUGUUGGAAUACACCACCCAGACCCUCACCGCAUGGCAGGGCCUGCGGCUACCGGAAAGGUUACCCCAGUCUCAGUCGGAAUGGGCUCAGUUGCUAGAAUCCCAGCAGAAGUAUCAUGACACAGAGCUGCAGAAGUGGCGUGAGAUCAUCAAAUCCUCCGUGAUGCUUCUAGACCAGAUGAAGGAUUCACUAGUAAACCUGCAGAAUGGUAUCGGGUCGCGCGACUACGGGUCGGAACCAGAGGAGAAACGGAAGCGUUUCCACUAA